UUUUCACUGAGUGUGGCAUCAUUCUCCGGUUAUUUUUUAAUUAGUUGGCAGAAAAAAUGAGGGUACUUGGGAAUAUAUUUUUAGUUUUAUUAAUUAAAUUAUUAAGUUUAAUUGGAAAUGUAGAAUUAAAUGAAGUAAUAGGAUGUGGUGGUUUCAUUAAAAGCCACGCCGAUAUAGAUUUCUCCAAAGUAGAAGUGAAACUAUUAACAAAGCAGGGAGCUUUGAAAGAUAAAACCGAUUGUUCACCCUCAAAUGGUUAUUAUUUCCUGCCUAUCUAUGAUAAGGGCGAAUAUUUGUUAAAGAUUUCCCCUCCUCCCGGUUGGAGUUUUGAGCCUGAAGAAGUGAAAUUAAAUUUCAACGGUCAAACUGACAUUUGCAGUUUGGGCAAAGAUGUUAAUUUUGUUUUCAAAGGUUUUGGUAUUACCGGUAAAGUGGCUUUAGGAAGCGGUGGUGCAAAGGGUGUUAAAGUUGAAUUGAAAUCUGAAGAUGGCAAAGAUGUUAGAGAAACAACUACGGAUGUUAAUGGUAUAUUUUCAUUUACUCCCAUUAUACCCGGAAAAUAUCUUGUUAAAGCUACUCAUGACCAAUGGUAUUUCGAAAAGGCUGAAUAUACCGUUGUAGUCGAGGGUGGUAAUACUGUUUUACCCGAAAACUCCUUAGUUGUUUCUGGAUUUGAUGUUACUGGCCGUUUCGAAACAUCCGGACAAUUAAAUUCUGGAGUAGGCAUAGCAUUGUUUGAAAGUAAAUCGGUAAGUGAAGAAAGUCGGUUAAAACUUUAUUUUUUUUUUAAUUGUUUACUUUUUAAGAAUUCCUCGCCUUUGAGAUGCAGCAAAAAAGAACUUAAAAACUCUGUAACCAAUACUGUAGCCAACUACAAAGAUUCACCUGCUUGUUAUGCUCUUGUAGACAAAAAUGGAGAUUAUAUAUUUAAAGAUGUAGCUCCUGGAAAGUAUUUGUUACAACCAGUCAUUGAGGAUGUCAAUUUAAAGUUGAACCUUAAACCCUCCUAUGUUGAAUUUGAAGUAACCAAAGAUACUUUAGAUUUAAAACAAGAAUUUAAGAUAACUGGUUUUAGUGUUAAUGGACAAGUAUUAGACGGACCACAAGGUUCUCCAAUUUCUAAAGCUAUUGUAAAAUUAAAUGGACAAAAAGAAGUGGUUACCGAUAAUAAAGGCUUCUUCGUACUAGACAGUGUUAAUGCCGGCACGUACACUUUACAAGUACAAGCUGACAAAUAUGAAUUUGCUGAACAACGCGUUAAAUUACAACUAACUGUACCCUCUUUACCAGCUACAGUACCCUCAGCAUAUGAAGUCUGUGGUAAAGUAGUGGCCAAAAAAUCCUAUAAAGUUGGCAUUACUAAACAGGGUUCCACAUUUCACACAACCGCCAAUACCGAUGCCGAAUCUGGAGUAUGGUGUGCUUAUUUACCCAGUGGCAAAUUUAGCAUUGAAGUUUUGACCACAGAUAGCGAUAAGUCAAAUGGUGUACAAUUUUUCCCCGUACAACAAACGAUUGAAGUGAUCUCUCAGCCUUUAAAGGAUAUAGUUUUUUCACAACUCAGAGCCACCUUACAAGGCAAAUUGCGUUGUUUGCCAGAUGCCCCGUUAGCUGCUUGUUUGAAGACUGAAGUUACUUUACACAACUUGGAUGCCAAUGGUCAAUUAACUGGUCAAAAGCAAACAACUACAGCUGAAGAUGGAAAGUACAGCUUUAAAAAUGUUUUGCCCGGGCCUUACGAAAUCACUGUACCACAAUCUAAUUUAUGUUUCGAUUCUACACGCGUACUUAUUAAUGUGGCUUCUGCUUCUGAAACCGCUCCUGAUUUUGUACAACACGGUUAUGAAGUCAACAUUAUAUCCAGUCAUAGGGCUAUAAUGAAAUACUCCCAUAGCUCUGCUAGUAGCUCGGACUCAUUUAAACUACUUUCUGGAGUUAAUACCUUCUGUGUACCAAAAUUCGGUUCUUACAAGAUUAAAUUAGAAGGCUGUCAUUUGUAUAACGAUAAUGAAUUACCCUCAACUUUCGAUACUUCAAAUACUAAUCCCAUUAUUAUUAAUGCCAAAGCCCAUAAAGUGGGAGUACGUGUUUUAUCACCCGAUUCUAGUGUCGACUCUUUGCAGCUAACAGUUGAGUCAACAACUUUGGGCAAACAAGUUGUUAAACCUAUUGCGGAAUCCCAUAAAGUAGAUGGCAAAUAUGCUUAUCGUUUUGAGACCCACUUGAAGCCUGAAGAAGUUUUACGCAUUACCCCCAAAAGUGAUAUUUUACUAUUCGAACCAACAACCAAGGAAAUUGUUGGUACCAAUGAUUGUGUUGAUGUUGCAUUUAAUUUCAUCGCCUCAGAAGGUUUGAUUUUGCGCGGCAAGGUUGUUCCUGCCAUUAAAGAUGCCAAGAUCACUUUAUCUUUUCCCAAAAAUCCUGAAUUAACAUCUGAGACUAGCUUAACUUCGGCUAGUGGUGAAUUUAAAUUCGGUCCUAUUAAAGAUAGUUUGUAUUACGAACUUAAAGGCGAAAAAGAAUCCUAUGUAUUCUCCGACUAUAAUCCCUCAACUAAUUCCUUUAGUGUCCACAAAUUGUGCGAAAUUAUUGUUAAGGUUGUCGAUGAAUCGAACAAAGGUUUAGCUGGUGUUUUGGUCUCAUUGAGUGGUUCAGAAAGUUAUCGCAAAAAUUUAAUCACUUCUGAUGAUGGCUCCAUUAACUUCCAUUCCUUGUCGCCUUCACAAUACUUCUUAAGGCCCAUGUUGAAAGAAUUUAAAUUUGAACCAAAUUCUAAAAUGAUUGACUUGAAGGAUGGUGAAACAGUUGAAAUCAAAAUGAUUGGCAAACGUGUGGCUUAUUCUGCCUUUGGUACUGUUACUUCUCUAAACGGCGAACCUUUUGCUCAGGUCAAUAUUGAAGCUACAGCAAGUGAAAAAUGUUCACAUCACCAAGAGGAGGCCACCACAGAAAAUAAUGGCAAAUAUCGUUUGAGAGGCUUAAAUCCUGGUUGUGACUACACCAUACGCGUCAAGGAUGCUGGAGUUGCUGGAAAUAAUGUUGAUCGUUCCAUACCAGUACAACGCGUUGUGGAAAUUGCCAAUGAAGAUGUACAAAAUGUUAAUUUCUUGGCCAUUUCUCCUAUCAAUUUUGUCGAUGUUACUGUCCGUGUUACUGCUGCUUCUAAUGAUUUCUACAAAACUUUACGUUUGGUUAUGUACCGCAAGGGUUCCUAUGAUUCUCCUAUUUAUUCACAGCGCUUGGAAACACCACUCAAUCCCAAAGCACGUUACAAUCCAGGCAUUAUGGUAUUUUUGCCCCGCAUACCUUUGGAUGGCAAAACCUACAUUGUGGAAUUGAGAUCAUCGCUCUCGGACAAAACCUAUACAUACACUGUACCCACCCAACAGUUUGUGGCUGAUACCGGUUCUGUUUUUGUUGAAUUAGACUUUACACCCGAAGUAAAAUCUUACGAAACCGAUCUUAAUCAAAAUUCCAUCUCCGCCUUGAUACUGGUGGCUUUAGUUUCCAUAGCAUUUUUCAAACAAGACAUAGCUGUGGGUUUUCUAGAUUUUGUUUGGACGAAAAUCAGUGCAAUUGCCGACGAUUUCGCACAAAAACAGAAAAAUCAAGCUAAAAACAAUGUCCGUAAAGUAGAACCAAUUAAUCAAAAAGAAAUCGAACAAAUGGCCGAGCAAAUAAAUAACAUCAAAAAGAAGAAGACUAAAAAAAUCUAAAGAAAAUAAAAAUUUAACUUAAAAUCUCUUGAUAUUCGAGAGAUUUGAAAACGAGAGUAAAUAAUUGUUAAUUAAGAAGAUUUCAAGGAUUUUUUUUAAGAUUUAUUUAAUAAAAAAAAAAA
Lucilia sericata (common green bottle fly) is the source of this 3838-nucleotide messenger RNA. Its product is annotated as nodal modulator 1. Gene Ontology annotation, cellular component: endoplasmic reticulum membrane. Gene Ontology annotation, molecular function: carbohydrate binding. The transcript is spliced from 6 exons. The coding region runs from base 57 to 3716 and encodes 1219 amino acids. NCBI's taxonomy places the organism in Eukaryota, Metazoa, Arthropoda, Insecta, Diptera, Calliphoridae. The record is from RefSeq and is a predicted model, not a curated record.